Molecule: messenger RNA, 8484 nt
Organism: Chelonia mydas (Green sea turtle)
Lineage: Eukaryota; Metazoa; Chordata; Testudines; Cheloniidae
Gene: ASTL
Product: astacin like metalloendopeptidase
Exons: 12
Coding region: 79-8445 (2788 amino acids)
Biological process (GO): proteolysis
Cellular component (GO): membrane
Molecular function (GO): metalloendopeptidase activity; zinc ion binding
Source: RefSeq, a predicted model, not a curated record
UGAGUAGGUUGUGUGCUAGUUGUCUAAGUGUGUGGUGCAUCAUAGCGGUUGCUGGUCCUUUGGAUUUCCUCCUUUGCCAUGGGUUUGCCUUUUGGCAUUUGGCCUAUAUUCAUAGGUCUUAUCUGGGUAGCAGAAGCUCUCCCUACAGGAGGCCCUGGCAACUCCCUCCAGCUCAGAAAUCCUCAACAUGCUAUUGGUAUGGCUGGGAAUCCACCUGCUAGUGAUGAGAUCCUCAACAUUAACCAAGAGCUCAUUCCUCCAGAAGCACCGGAAAGCAGCUUCCUGCUGGAGGGGGACAUCGUCAAGGAGAGUCCUUUCAGAGUGUUUUCAUCUGCAAGCCCAAAAUGGCCAAAGAGAAGAGGAACUGUCCAAAUUCCCUACAUCAUCUCCUACAAAUAUGACAAGCCUAGUGUGAAGAUCAUCAAGGAAGCAUUUGCAGACUUUGCAAAGUUCACAUGCGUCAAGUUUGUCCCAUACUCAUACCAGAGAGAUUUUGUCUCCAUCAUGCCGAUGGCUGGGUGCUUCUCCAGCGUUGGACGCACUGGUGGGAUGCAGGUGGUCUCCCUAGCACCUGCUUGCCUCAGAAGGGGGAAAGGGGUGACUCUGCACGAACUCAUGCAUGCGGUGGGUUUCUGGCAUGAGCACUCCAGGGCUGACCGGGACAAGUACAUUAGCAUCUCCUGGAACGAAAUCUUGACUGGCUUUGAAAUUAACUUCAUGAAAUCCUGGAAUAGCAACAUGUUGGUGAAUUAUGACUAUUCCUCAGUCAUGCACUAUAGCAGGUAUGCCUUUAGUAUGACAGGCUUGCCCACCAUCAUACCACUCUCCGAUCCUCAUGUUGCUCUUGGACAGAGGUGGAAUCUGAGCAGUUCGGACAUUGCCAGAGUCAACAAACUCUACAAAUGUUCUCCGACUCUGACAGAACCAGAAAGCCCAAUGGAAAGUACCACCCAAGAGACUAUAACAGACUUCCUCUCAAAUGAGCUGGAACCUUGCCCAACAGAAGGGGAAAUCAAAGUAUCCACCCCCUCUCCCACUGCAGGAGCCUCCUCUCCAGGAACCAAACCCCCUGAAACAGUCCAAUCUGCAAGGGGGCCCUCUAGACAAACGACAAGUGCACCCAGAGCAGGGACAGAGGAGCUCAUGGGCAGAACUCCAAUGGAUGGUGAAGGCCUAAGCGUCUCACUGGCUGGACACCCUAUAAUGGAGUCAGAGACAUUUGAACCUACAAGGCUGUCUACCCAUGGCAUGACUUAUCUGGAGGCUACUGGGAAGUCCCCUCUGCCUCACAUGGAAAUGGGGACUAUAGGUGCUGAGAGGAAACCUCUGAUUCCUACAGAGGAAACUUCACUCCUGGGAACGGAAUCCAUUAAAGAGCCUGACUUUACUACAGUAUCAGCCCCUCCUUUAAGACUUGCUUGGCUCUCUGAAGUGACAAAUCACCAUGGGAAGGCAGUGGAGGGACUAAAUACUACUGAAAUUCCUACAGAUGCUCUUGCAGGGCUUGAAUUCCCAGAACUGGUAUCUCCUGCUAGAGUUGCCCCUGUGGAGACCAGGGGCACCAGGCCAAGUGAUGUGGGAAUAGCAGAGACUACAAGCAUCCAAGGAACAGAACUGGCCUAUCGCUCUACCUAUGUGGCACAGAAGGGGCCCUCUCCAGCAACUGAAGUUGGAGUGGUGACCUUGUCUUCAAACCAAACACAGUCUCUGGAGAUUCAACCUGAGUUGGCCACAGCAGAGAUCACUCUCCCCUCAGAGGAGAGUUUAGUGACCUAUACAGCAGUAUCUCUAUCUCUGGGACCAACCCCCCCUGAGCAAGUAAGUGUCACAGAAACCCCACAUCCAACCAGCACUGAGAAAUGGACCACUAACCUAGCCAGACUGCUGAGUGCCAAAUCCAUACCCACCAGGACCAGGUCUGCCCCAACUUGGGAGACUCUAUCUGCAGAAACAGAGACUCUCACUCUGAGGUAUGCUACAGAGCAGACUUCUCUGCGACCCCCUGUACAGAACUGGACCAGCAGCCCAACUAAGCAGGGAAACCGGCCUGCAAGCAGCCAGGUAUACAGCCCAGGGAGUCAUGAGCAAAGCACCCUUGCCAUUCCUACCAGUGGCAUUACAGAGACUGAGCCCACAGAAGAGAUGCAACCUACAUCAUUAACUACCUCCUUUGAGAUGGUUCAGAACCACACAAUCCACCCAGUGGAAAUAGGCGUGCAGGGGGCCACAACUAGGCAGAAAAAAGGUACAGCCUUGCCUUCAUCAGGAAUUGAAACCUCCUAUCUAGCACCUCCUACAAAAGCUACCACCUCCAUGGAGACCCAAACCAAACUGGGAUUUGUAGCAGCCACAAACGUCAAAGCCAGCUACCGAGAUGGCUCUCCUAGCAUAACAGAAGGGACUUACUUUCCAGUGACCAAAGUGGAAGAUGCUAAGUGUGCUACAGAAGCAGAGACCCUUCCAGUGGAUUGGGGCUCCCAAGCCUCUGAACCAGCUGAGAUUGGAAUGCAAGCAACUAAAACCAACUACAGAAAUAAAGAGAGGGUGCACAUUGAUACAUUAUUUCCUGUUGGGGGAACAUCACCCACAUACACAACACCCUCUCUGGGGGCUUCUGAAAACCCAAUAACAAACCCACCCAACGCACAACCUACAGAAGCCACAAGAAGUGAGGCUAGAAACCAAGCUACCUUGUCCACCAGAAGCUCACCGGAGAUGGGGGUGCAAGAAGCCAGUAACAUUCCUCCAAACAGAAGGAGAGGACUAACCUAUACACCUGCUUCUGUGUCAGCCUCCUCCACAGCAACUGCAUUUAGGUUCAUGGAAUGUCCGACAAGGAAAGCAUCAGGCCUGGGAACUCCAGUGGCUCAAGCCAGCAGACCAAGUGAGAGGGUAACUACAGGAGUCUCACCUGCUUGGACAGAAGCUAAAGACCAAUUUAGCUCUUCUGGAACAAGGGAGGCAACUCUCUUUCCAAUGAGCAGAGCUACAGAAAAGCUGUAUUCUACCCAGAUUAUCGAGUCUCCAGAGUCUGCCACCCUACCUGAGGUGGAGAUAAAGGAACACAGUGUCAGUUACAGGAUGGAGGUAGGACUAGUCACACUUACCCCUCCACAGUCAAGACCAAGGACUGCACUGGUGCCAUCUAUAGAAAUGCCUAAGCUGACAGUUCCUGAGAAACUGACCCCUGCCCAUACUGAACCCACAACUAACCAAGCCCAAACCGGUAUAAAAAAUACCAGUCUAUCCUUAGUGGGUGAGAUGCCUUCCUUACAAACAGAGCCCACCAAAGCAGCAUAUCCUACAGAGGGACCCUCACAGCUGCAGGCUUCACCUCAGACUUUUGGCUCAAUUGAACAAAGACUCAAAACUUCAAGUAAGCAACAAAUGCAUGCAGCUGUGAGUUCUGGGGAAAGCCUGACACCCCUGGAAGGGAUUCCUACAGCUUCCAUGUCUGCAUGUGAGCUGUGCCAUUCUACAAAAGCUCUAUCUACUCAAGCUUCUGAGACCCCUACACAGAGACUAGAGGAGGUUAAAGGAAAAACCUUCCCUCUCCCCAUGGGAACAACACUGCCUGCAGAAAACACAACCUACAUGACCCCUUCUGCCAUGGAAACUUCAGAGAGUCCUGUAACUGAGCUACAAACUACAGAAGCAUCAUUAGCUCAACCACCUCACUCUACCCAUGUAGAAGGAACAAGCUUUCCCACAGCCAACCCAUCAGAAGUUGUGAACACUCCUGAGACACCAACCACUCACUCUAUUCUCACCUGGGAACCCAUAGCCCAAGUAGGGUAUAAAAAGCAAAUGACUUGGUUCCCAAAGACAAGCCCAUUGAAUGCAGAGCAUUUGACUAAAAGAACCUCUUUGGAGGAUACUGCUGAGCCAGGGCUUGUGGAAACGACUGGCACCGGAAUGGAAGCUGAAGAACAUGGUUCUCCAGUAGAGAGAACCUCCCCUGCAAUGAGUGAAGCCCCAGAAGUAACAUUCCCUCCAGAGACUUCACCCAUUUCAGCUGAGUUGGUUGUUCAGGAAGCAAUAAGCACCCCUAGAAAGGGAAGCAGAUGGGUCAGUCACACAGCUCACUCCAUAGAGAGAAUUUCACUGGCUGCAACUGAACCCACAUAUGUAAUGGUCCGUGAGGAACCUGGCAACCCAGCAAUCAGCACUGAAGCUGGAAACCAGCUGAGAUUGUCCAUAUCCAGCAGCAGAACUGAGAUGGGCUCACCUCUGAAUCCUUGGGCUCCCAAGAAGGAAGGAAGACUCAGCCCUACGGUCCCUUCUGCAGGAAGAAUAGAGUCCCGAGAAGUGGAGCCAUCUCUCAAGAGCAAAGCCAUGCUCCUUCAGGGAAGUAGGCUCAAGAAAGGCCUGUUCCUCUGGAAACAAACCCAGCCAUUUCUGGGAAUGAAAUCUACUGAAUUGGUGACAACCACAGAAGAAUCUCCACUCCUUACUGAGACCUGGCAGCUGCACCAAGCGCAGACAAGUACCAAUGCUCCUGCUAUGCUGUCCCUAAGAACAGAACAGGUCACAGGGGCUCAUCCUGCUAGGGAGGAGACCUCUCUGCUCCCUCCACAACUGACUCCUGCCUCCCCUGAGUCAAACAAGCUUAUGAGCUACAGAGCAACACCUGCCACAAGCCUCUAUGGAGAGGAGGCUGCACCAAGUAUCUUGGCUGUCAAGAGAGCUCCCUCAACAAGAACUACCAACCUCCAACCUCUAGAAGAGAGCAGGACAAGCCGCCCGGUUGAAAGGGGAGUACAGGAGGCUGACAGCCAUGGGAAGAAAGGUAGCAAGUACAGUCAUACUCUUGCCAGGGAGAGUUCGCCUGCAGGAACUGAACGGUCUUGUAAAAUGGUGCUGGCUGCAAAAGCAACAGGGGAUGAAGGGAUGGGGACAGCAACGCACGUGCAAGGAACGGAAGGUAGAGAGCAGCAUGCUGCCCCUGCAACAGAGGGAAUGCUACCUGUGGACACUGAAACAACAGAAGGCUUGGCCCCCUUUUCAGAGGCACUUGGGACUCAAACCACUAAUGCCGUUGAGGUGGUGGGUACAAGAGAAGCCCCAAGCAGCCCCAGAAAAGGGGGCAGAGGAGAAAUGUCUAGGCUGACUCCCACUGGAAUGCCAGCUGCAGCAGUUGAGAGACACGUGGAACCUUCAAAAGGAACGUCCGCCACAGGGCGUCUUGAGACCCAAACCAUCAGCCACCUGGAGUUGGCAACAAUGACGAUCCCGUUCAGCCAAAGGAAAGCUUGUUCGACAACCGAAGAAACUAACUCGCCAAUGACUGAAGUGGUGUACAGACCAUUCCUGGAGGCUCCGACCAAACCCACUACCCGAGCUGUGCUGGGGCUGCAAGAAGCCCAGAAGAGCCCCAGAAAGCAGGGUAGUGUGUCCAUUCCUGCAGAGGGAACUAAAGCCACACAUGUAAUGCCCUCACUGGGGCCUUGGGCGUCUCUGGAAACAAACCCAAGCACUGGGACAGCAAAUCCUACAAGCAUGGGUGCUAGCCUCCACAACACCACACCUGUUCUCAGCACGUCAACUGAGGUGAAUGGGCAAGAAGCCACAAGCAGCCAUGGACAGAGAAAGGGAGGACACCCCUACGCUGCCACUCCUGCUGGCACGUGGCCUGUAACAAGGGAGUCGGAACACAGAGGGCAGAGAACCCUCGUUCAGGAGACCCAAUCCAACAGCCCACAUGGGAGAGGCACAACAGAAACCACAUCAACUCAGGCCAGAGCCCCAAACCUCCCUCCCAUCGAAGAGGGAACUCCCAUUGCAGACACAGCUACUGAAGUCAUGCGUUCCACCAGGGUGAUGCUGCCGCUGGAGGCUCCUGAAAAUAAGACAGCUAGCCUAAGAGAGGUGGCAAUAAAGGAAGAAACUAGUAGUCAUCAAGAGGAAGGUGGCCUGUCUACUACCCAGCCUCCACCUUCAGGCACCCUAAGCACUGAAACAGCUGAGCAAGUGCAGUCUACACAAGUAAAUGAGCAGACGCUUCCCGAGAACUGGCCCACCAGUCACCCUGAACAGGGGACAGGCAAACCCACAACUGACACCACCCAAACAGGUGGAGAAAAUACCAGUCUAACCUCAAGGGGUGGGGGGCCUUCCCUAGAAGCAGUGACCCACUGGUUUGAUCUUGCAGAGGGCACCUCACUGUGGCAGGCUUCACCACACCAAACUUUCAGCCCAGCUGAACUUCAAAUAGAAACUCUAAGCAGCCAAGAAACACCUGCCACGAUCCUCCACAGGGAAGAAUAUGGCCAAAACCCUAAGUCCCCAGAAGGGACGCAACCCGCAGAAACAGAAGCGUUGGAACAACUAGGGCUCUUUACAAAGACUGUAUCCAUGCAGUCUCCUGAGACCCCAACACAGAGACUAGAGGUCAGUGUCUUCCACAGGAAGAGAGGCAGUGGAAAACCCUCUCUCCUCUCCAUAGAAACAACACUUUCUGCAGAAAGUGAGACUGACAUGGCAUCUUCUCCCAAGAUAGCACUUGGUAUGGAAGCUUUGACAGGUCAAACUGAGCUGGGAACUGCAGAAGUUUCACUAGCCCAGCUGCUUGGCUCCUCUACACCUGCAGAGAGAGCUCGCUUUCCAGGGGCUGAAGCGACAGAAGCUGGGAACUUUAUUCCCAGCAACGGUACAGAGACUCAAACCAUACUCCCAGGUGAGACCAGGGAACUAAUUCCAACAGCAAGGACUCCAUCUGCAGGAACUGAAGCCACAGGACAGUCUUAUUCCACCACAGUGGGGACCACAGUGAAGGCUGCUGAGACCCCUAGCAGCCCAAGUGAGAGGAGGGGGUACACAGCCACAGGUGGCAAUAGAAAGAAAAAUGGAGAACAAGCCUAUACCCAUUCUCCUAUUGGAAGCAUGUCUUCUGCAAGAAGUGACACAACUCAUGCCAGUCCCUUUGUGUGGCCUCCCUACAACCAAACUUCACUGGCUUCCACAGUGCCUGUGAAGACUCCAUUUGAGUCUGGCGCUCAAUCUCCUCUUGGAGGAAUUCCACCUGGAGAAGUGGAACCUACAUAUAUUGGAUCUUCCCUUGAGACCCAAACUGCAAGCCCACCAGCAGGGGGUAAUGGCGGGAAAUACACCUCCAUCAGCAGAGAGAGUGUAACACCAGCGGGUCACUGGGAUCUGGGAAAUGAAAUCUCUGCCCUAGAACAGCACUCCGGUCUAUCUGAGAAAUGGGCUCUCAACACCACCAAACUGGCCAACGGUGAACUGUCAACCCCACAAGCACAGGUUCACAGAGAGAACACUACCACCAGCUCUGCAGCAGGAGUGAUGCCAGCCCCAGGCCCUAAAGAAGCACAUGGCAUAAAAGUGACACAACUGAAACGGGCUUUUCAAAAGCACCCCAGUGACCUGUUUGCAGUGGACCCAGAGCUCCUACACCUUGUUGGCAAGAGGUCCUUGCCAGAUACAGAGGAAAGCCCAGCCCCACCCCAUGACAGCAAUCCAGACCUCAAAGUGAUUACCCCAACCCAUGGACACCAAAAAAUGCAGAGUCCCCUGUUUUCAAACACUCUAGAAAAACCAAGGGCAAAGGUUCUAGAAGCAUUCCAAAAGCAGCAUGCCCUGUUGCCAGAGUUUCAAAUGUCCCCUGUCACUGGAUUAUAUCCAGCUGCAAAAGAGAUCAGGAGUGUUCCUUGGGGGCUUGAGACCAGUACCUCUGAUUCCACUCCUGACCAUAAGCAUGGGCUCUUCAGACCUAGAGAGCUUCUCUUCACAGGCAGGAAAAAGGCAACUAGCCAGACUCCAUUCCUGCUUUCUGCCAAAGCCGUGCAGGCACCAGCACCCCCUGCCAUGGACAAACCUAUUGCAGCUCCUCCACAAUCUGGCUCUGGUAAACGUGCACACCACAGCCUACCAGCUCAAAGGGCUACAGUGCAGCCUGGCUGGCAGGUCUGUGACUUUGAGAAGGACUUGUGUAGCUGGCAGCAGAGUGAUACUGAUGACUUUGACUGGAUACUUGCUGGGGAGAGACCUUCUGCUAGAUCAGCGAUUGGCAACCUCUCUGAAGAAACCCAUUAUUCUUCCUCCAGGGGUGGUUACAUCUCCCUGAAGUCCCCUUCUGCCAGGCAAACCACAGGACAAAAGACUUCUCUAAUCAGCCCCAUCCUGCAUAGGAUUGGAUGCAUCCACUUCUGGUACAGUCCACUGGGCUCUGCCAUGGGCACAAUAAACAUCUAUAUCAAGUUGGCAGAUGCCCCUGAGUGGCACAGAAUCUGGUCUGCUGAGGGGCAGCAGGGCACAGACUGGCAUCAAGUAGGCGUGGAGGCCUCCGAGUCACAGAAGCUGCAGGUUAUGGUGGAAGGCGUCAUUGGCCCAGACGCAGGGAGUGAUGUUGGCAUUGAUGACCUGGCUGUCUGUGUGGCAGAGUGUCAGGGAAGCUGUGACGAGCUGAUUGCUUUAUACAAAAAGUGAAAUGAGCAACAAACUAAAUAAAGGUUUUAAAGUGCAAAA